AUGGUUGCAGGUGCUGCUGUAGCUGCAGCUGCUCUAGCUGGGAGAUAUGGUAUAAUUGCUUGGCAAGCCUUCAAGGCGAGGCCACGAAUGCCUAGAAUGCGCAGGUUCUACGAAGGUGGUUUCCAAAGUGCAAUGACCCGGCGCGAAGCUGCUCUCAUUCUUGGUGUUAGGGAAAGUGUUGUGGCGGAGAAGGUGAAAGAAGCGCACAGGAGAGUGAUGGUUGCAAACCACCCGGACGCUGGAGGUAGUCACUAUCUCGCUUCUAAGAUCAACGAAGCCAAAGAUAUGAUGCUUAGCAAAGCUAACAAUUCUGGUUCUGCAUUUUGA
Messenger RNA from Microthlaspi erraticum, 327 nucleotides. Lineage: Eukaryota; Viridiplantae; Streptophyta; Magnoliopsida; Brassicales; Brassicaceae. The record is from the annotation of a GenBank genome assembly.